Molecule: messenger RNA, 1717 nt
Organism: Raphanus sativus (radish)
Lineage: Eukaryota; Viridiplantae; Streptophyta; Magnoliopsida; Brassicales; Brassicaceae
Product: probable arabinosyltransferase ARAD2
Exons: 3
Coding region: 117-1577 (486 amino acids)
Molecular function (GO): glycosyltransferase activity
Source: RefSeq, a predicted model, not a curated record
CUAAAAUGUGUUCAGUGUAAUUAUUGUAUACCACACUUGUUCGCCCAGACGACUGAAAGGUACCCAAUAAAUUAAGAGUUCUAUGGUGAAGCGAAUCAGAGAUCUAAAGAGCUCGAAUGGUUCCUAAGAUCACAUCAAUGGCGGUGGCUAGACCUCUCUGCUCAAUCUCUUGCUUAUUCCUCUCCUUCUCCCUCGUCUCGCUUCUCUUCUUCUACUUCUUCUUCUCAAACUCCUUACUAUUCACCCCAGACCUAAGAAUCUCACAGUCACAGGAUACCUUCCAAACCGGGAUCAAUGUCUUCGUAGCCGAGCUUCCGAGAUCCCUAAAUUACGGUCUCCUCGACAAGUACUGGUCCUCCUCUUCUCCAGAUUCACGCAUACCCAGCGACCCGGAUCACCCGACCCGGAAACCCAAUCAACCCAAACCCGGUAAAUACCCGCCGUACCCUGAGAACCCUCUGAUCAAGCAGUACAGCGCUGAGUACUGGAUCAUGGGAGACCUCGAGACCCCACCGGAGAAACGAAUCGGAUCUUUCGCGAAACGGGUCUUCAGCGAAUCCGAAGCUGAUGUGGUCUUCGUGCCCUUCUUCGCCACGCUAAGCGCGGAGAUGGAGCUUGGUAAUGGCAAAGGUUCCUCCUUUAGGAAGAGAUCUGGAAACGAAGAUUAUCAGAGGCAGAGACAAGUUCUCGACUUUUUGAACAACACCCAAGCUUGGAAGCGAUCCGGUGGGCGUGAUCACGUUUUUGUUCUUACCGACCCUGUUGCAAUGUGGCAUGUUCGUGAGGAGAUUGCUCUCUCUAUCCUACUUGUGGUGGAUUUCGGAGGAUGGUUCAGGCAAGAUUCCAAGUCUUUCAACCGUACUACUAGUAGCGGCUUCCCUGAGAGGAUUGAGCAUACCCAAGUCUCUGUCAUUAAGGAUGUCAUUGUUCCAUACACCCAUCUUCUUCCUCGCCUUGAUUUGUCUCGCAACCAGAGACAACGUCACACUCUUCUUUAUUUCAAAGGCGCUAAGCACCGACAUCGGGGAGGGUUGAUUAGAGAAAAGCUAUGGGACUUGCUGGUGGAUGAACACGACAUUGUCAUGGAAGAAGGUUUCCCUAACGCAACGGGAAGAGAACAGUCGAUAAGAGGGAUGAGAAACUCAGAGUUCUGCCUGCAUCCAGCAGGUGACACUCCCACUUCAUGCCGUCUCUUUGACGCCAUACAAAGCCUAUGCAUCCCUGUGAUUGUCAGCGACAACAUUGAGCUCCCCUUUGAAGGAAUCCUAGAUUAUGCAGAAUUCUCGGUCUUUGUCUCUGUAAGUGAUGCGUUAACACCUAAAUGGUUGGCUAAUCAUCUCAGAAGCUUCUCCCAAAGAGACAAGGAAACAUUUAGAAGUAGAAUGGCAAAGGUGCAGUCGGUUUUUGCCUAUGAUAAUGGCCAAGCGGAUGGGAUUGGACCGAUUCAACCUGAUGGUGCGGUGAAUCACAUAUGGAAGAAGGUUCAGCAGAAGGUGCCAAUGGUUAAGGAAGCAGUGAUUAGGGAGAGGAGAAAACCAGUUGGUACUUCUGUCCCUCUUCGCUGUCAAUGUAUCUGAAUUGUCCAACCAAACCCAAUUUUUUUGUUUUCUUUUUUGGUUUUUUUUGGUUCACGAACAUUGUUUUGUCCUAUUCAGUGUAAAAUACAAUACCAUAAUGAUUUGACAAACAAAUGUAACAGUUAUAAUUUCUUUGAGGU